AUGGCUGAAGCAAGAGGUGCCGCCUCGCUGGCGAGUGACGACACAGCAGCGGCGCCACACACAUUAGCACAAGCAGAGACUGCGUCGUCGAAAUCGAGCAGCGCACUCGACAAAGAGACGGAAGCCGAAAAGGAGACUAGCCAAGAUGACGAAAGAGACGAGGACAAACGCCGUGCACAAGAAAUACGCGACCAGGAACUCGAGCAGCAGGCCGUCGACGAAGGCCACGACGCCGACAUCCCCUCGAGCAUAGGCUAUGUCCUGGACGAGCGUGGCGAGGCGAAGCGCCGCAAGUCGAUUGCCGACCGGAGCCGCCCGACGACAGCCAAGGGCGCAUCCAAAGAGACGGCAACAGCUGUUGCUGACGCGGACGUGGAAAAGGGCUUGGCCGGUGACGCAAAGCCAGACGGCGACGCAAGCGGACAAGACGAAGAACAAGAACACGACCCGAACGUGGUCUGGUGGGACGGCCCCGACGACCCUCAGAAUCCCUUCAACUGGCCCACCUGGCACAAGGCGCUCAACUGCACGCUCAUCAGCGCGCUCACAUUCGUCACGCCGCUCGCGUCGUCCAUCUUUGCGCCGGGCGUGCCGGCCCUCAUGGCCGAGUUCCACAGCGACAGCAACGAGCUGGCCGCCUUUGUCGUGUCCGUGUACGUGCUGGGCUUUGCCUUUGGCCCGCUGCUGAUUGCGCCGCUGUCGGAGAUUUACGGGCGCAACAUUGUCUACCACGUCUGCAACGUGUGCUUCAUUGCCUUUGUGGUCGGCUGCGCGCUGGCGCCGUCGCUCAACACCCUGAUUGCAUUCCGCUUUCUUUCCGGCGUCUUUGGCUCGUGCCCGCUCACCAACGGCGGCGGCUCCAUUGCCGACAUGGUCUCCCAAGAGCACCGCGGCGCCGCCAUGGCCAGCUUCGCCGUCGGCCCGCUGCUGGGCCCCAUCAUCGGCCCCGUGGCCGGCGGGUUCCUGGCGAGUGCCAAGGGCUGGCGCUGGGUGUUUUGGCUGCUUGUCAUACUCUCGGGCUUUCUGUCGGUCGUCUUCUUCUUCUCCAUGCGCGAGACGUACGCGCCGCUGCUGCUCGAGCGCAAGGCCCGCCGUCUGCGCAAGGAGACGGGCAACCCGCUGCUGCGCAGCAAGCUCGAUGCCGGGCUCACGUCGGCAGACUACUUUCAGCGCGGCAUCUUCCGCCCGCUCAAGAUGCUGGCCUUUUCGCCGAUUGUGCUCAUCUUUGCGCUGUACAUGGCCGUCGUCUAUGGGUACCUGUACCUCAUGUUUACGUCCGUCACCGAAGUCUUCCAGUCCACCUACGGCUUCGGCACCAACACGGUCGGUCUCGUGUAUCUGGGCCUCGGCGUGGGCUCCAUGGCCGGCAUGGUCUUUUUCAGCGCCAUGUCCGACCGCUAUACGCGGCGCAUGGCCGCCAAGGAGGGCCAGGGCAUGAAGCCCGAGUACCGCCUGCAGAUGCUGCCCCUGGCGGCCGUUCUGCUGCCCAUCGGUUUCUUCAUUUACGGCUGGACCGCCGAGUACCACAAGCACUGGAUCGCGCCCAUUCUGGGCAUGGUCGUCAUUGGCUUUGCCAACCUGGUCAUCUUUAUGAGCCUGCAGCUGUACCUGGUGGACGCCUUCACCAUCUACGCCGCCUCCGCCCUCGCCGCCAACACGGUUGUGCGCUCCAUCGCCGGUGCCGUGUUGCCGCUGGCCGGCCUGCAAAUGUACGCCAAACUGGGCCUGGGAUGGGGCAACAGUCUGCUGGGGUUCAUUGCCCUGGCUCUGGUGCCGGCGCCGUUCUUCAUCAACAAGUACGGCGAGUACCUGCGCAAGCGCUUUGAGAUUAAGGACUUGUAG
This is a messenger RNA of Sporothrix brasiliensis 5110, 1842 nucleotides long. Its product is annotated as Major Facilitator Superfamily protein. Bases 1 to 1842 code for a protein of 613 amino acids. Gene Ontology annotation, molecular function: transmembrane transporter activity. Lineage: Eukaryota; Fungi; Ascomycota; Sordariomycetes; Ophiostomatales; Ophiostomataceae. Gene Ontology annotation, biological process: transmembrane transport. The record is from RefSeq and is a predicted model, not a curated record. The transcript has a single exon.